UGUAAAAACGACUCUAUGUGACAUUAUGCAGGUAAAACUGAAGGAAGUCGAGAGUUGGACAAAAAAUAACGGGCUAGGGGUAAACCCAAGCAAGACAGAACUUGUACUGUUCACAAGAAGGUACAAAAUCCCCCCAUUGAUAACACCAAGGCUGGCACAGACCACACUAAAAUUAAGCGAGUCCGCUAAAUACCUGGGGAUAGUCCUAGAUAGAAAAUUAAGCUGGAUUCAAAACACCGAAGAGCGGGUGCGGAAGGCCACGGUUGCCCUAUACAGCUGCAGGAGAGCAAUCGGCCAAAAAUGGGGUUUAACCCCGAAGCUAGUGCACUGGAUAUACACCGUCGUGGUGAGGCCCAUACUUCUGUACGGGGUAGUGGUAUGGUGGCCAGUGCUGGAGAAGAAAGUAAACAUUAUUAAAUUACAAAAAGUGGAGAGAACGGCCCUGAUCUGCAUUAGUGGUGCUCUCCGCACAACACCUACUAUGGCAAUGAACACGAUCCUCAACAUCAUACCCAUAGAUAUUAUGGGACGACAAUACGCUGCGUUUGCAGCCCUAAGACUACAGGGGCUUAAAAGCUGGAAAGUGGCUCGCUGUGGUCACACUACAAUUCUGAGAAACCGACAACUACCGAGUACAAAGGACUACUGUGUACCAAGGCUCACUUUCACUAAAGGUUAUAGCGUAACGCUAACUAGCAGGGAAUCAUGGCUCGAAGGAGCUCCGGGGUCUAGAGAUGCCAUAAGAUUCUACACGGACGGCUCCAAACUAGGAAAUAGGGUAGGAGGAGGCGUCUACUCGGAGGAAUUGGGAAUAAAAAGAUCAUUCCGACUACCUGACCACUGUAGUGUCUUUCAAGCCGAAUUGGCAGCCAUACAAGAAGCCGUUGACAGCCUAAAACUAGCUGUUAUCGCCACUACGGAAAUAUAUAUAUACUCAGACAGUCAGGCGGCCCUUAUGGCGCUUGACUCUGUCACUAUAAAUUCGGAAACAGUUGCCAACUGCCGCAAAUCACUUAACGUGAUGGCAGAGCAGUUCGCUUUGCACCUGGUAUGGGUACCGGGGCACAGUGACAUACCAGGAAAUGAGAAGGCAGACGAGCUUGCAAGGGCGGGUACUUCCUCUCCACUUUCACCAGCCUGGAAGAGGGUGGGUAUGCCACUCGCUUCCUGCAAGCUCUUACUAAGGGAGAACUUCCUUGAAGAAGCGGCCUCCAGAUGGGAGCGCACUGAAAACUGUAAUACAACGAAGCUUACAUGGCCAAAAUGGGAUGUACGGAGAUCGAGAGAAAUUCUCACUCUCAACAAAGGCGAUAUGUCACUGGCCAUUGGUCUGCUCACAGGACAUAUUUUGAUAGGAAGGCACGCAGAACGCCUCGGGGUUAGUCACAACGACUACUGCAGGAGCUGCCACGACGAAGAAGAGCCUGAAUCAAUAAGGCACUUACUCUGCGAUUGCCCAGCACUGGGCAGGAAAAGACAGAAAUUCCUAGGUAUAGGUCUUCUAGACGAUCUAAGCGCGACUGCUAAGUUUGGAAUACGGCAGUUGCUAAGGUUUGCAGACUCCACAAACUGGUUUAAGGAAUAGGGGUUUUCUUUGGAUCCAUGUGGUAUCACAAUGGGCCCUGAUCGGGCCUAAGUGUGCUGGCGCCCUCUGGGCCUAGCAGCCACU
This is a messenger RNA of Rhagoletis zephyria (snowberry fruit fly), 1669 nucleotides long. RefSeq lists its product as uncharacterized. NCBI's taxonomy places the organism in Eukaryota, Metazoa, Arthropoda, Insecta, Diptera, Tephritidae. Gene Ontology annotation, molecular function: nucleic acid binding; RNA-DNA hybrid ribonuclease activity. The record is from RefSeq and is a predicted model, not a curated record.